GAGAGAGAGAGAGAGGGAGAGAGAGAGAGAGAGAGGGAGGAGAGAAACACACAGACACACACACACACAGACACACACAAAUUGAGCCUCAUCUAUCGCAGUGGGUCACUUAAUCUGAGCCAUUUGGAGCCAGAGGCGACCCGGAGCGCACAGGAGCCGCAGCCAAGGAUCAGAUCAUCACAAUAAAGAUCAGCGGUGAUAAUCACACAGAGAAGCAGCAGCAGCGGCACAUUGCUCCACACAGGGAACACACACACACUAACAGACACACACUGACAGACACACACACACACACACACGCUCAGACACGGAAGAGAGUUGAGUGAGAGAGGAGGCUGAGUGAGCGGAGGACGCACGGAAAAGUUCAACUUCUUCUUGUCACCGGAUCGUUUUUUUUAGAGACACGAGCAAACAAGCCAGAGAGGAACGGGAGGUGAAGACCGAACCAGGCUGGAGAAGAUGCCGCGGGUAGUUCCGGACCAGAGGAGCAAGUUUGAGAACGAGGAGUUUUUCCGCAAGUUGAGCAGGGAGUGUGAGAUUAAAUACACUGGGUUCAGAGACAGGCCCCACGAGGAGAGACAAGCUCGCUUCCAGAACGCCUGCAGGGACGGACGGUCAGAAAUAGCCUUUGUAGCUACAGGCACCAACCUCUCUCUCCAGUUCUUUCCAGCCAACGUCCAUGGAGAUCAGCGACAGGUUCCUACGAGGGAAUAUGUUGACUUUGAAAGAGAGACAGGAAAGGUCUAUUUAAAAGCCCCUAUGAUCUUGAAUGGGGUGUGUGUGAUGUGGAGAGGCUGGAUCGACCUACAGAGGCUGGAUGGGAUGGGAUACCUGGAGUAUGAUGAUGAGAGGGCACAGCAUGAGGACGCUUUGGCUCAGGCAGCUUUUGAAGAGACCCGACGCAGAACCAGAGACUUUGAAGACAGAGACCGAUCACACCGAGAGGAUCUGGAGUCCAGACGACAGCAGGACCCCAGCUCUGGCUCAAACAUGGCCAACGCUGACGUAGAGCACAAGAUGCGCUGAGGAGGAGGGCGGCGAUGAGGAAGGAGUGGAAGGAGGAAGAGGAGGAAACCGGGUGCUGGCAAUCUGUUCACUUUCAACACAAUCAAUAGAAAAGAAAAAGCUUUAGACCAAUUGCUCGUCGUUAUUCUAGAAAAGGGUUUUUUUCCAAUGCCAAGAUUAUUUUUGAAUAUUUGAAUGUAGAGGGAAACAAACUUCCUGAAUUGAUUUGAAUUGAAAGUGAAUAAAAGCCACAGACAAGACGGAUUAAAAGGCCACGACAGACCUGGACAAAAAGCAGUUGAACGUAUUUUAACACAGAGGAAGGAACAUGAGCGUAUUGUAAAUGUGACACAUCCAGAGUCGGAGUUGUUUCUCCAGUUAGACGAGAGUUUCAGAUACAGAAAACAAGGUUCAGAUAUUUUUUGUCCAGGUCUAAAAAUAUUUAAUACAUGCAGGGGGGGAAAGUUUGGAGUACCAAAGGUAUAUUUUCUAUUAAUACGAGAGGUUGAGAAUAGAGGGAGAGGAAUUUCAAGGGGGUCAUCAACAGGAGGAGGUGGAGGAGAGACAGAGGCUUUAUUUGGCUCAGGGUCAGAAUCAGGGCUCGUUGGUCAGGAUUACAAGUCGAGCAUGUAUCAAAACUGAAGUGUUGACUGACAACAAAACACUCAGCGUUGUGCAACACCUCACAUUUGUGUGAACGUGCCC
Hippoglossus stenolepis (Pacific halibut) is the source of this 1710-nucleotide messenger RNA. It is a transcript of the gene cbfb, whose product is annotated as core-binding factor subunit beta. The transcript has 6 exons. NCBI's taxonomy places the organism in Eukaryota, Metazoa, Chordata, Actinopteri, Pleuronectiformes, Pleuronectidae. Gene Ontology annotation, biological process: regulation of transcription by RNA polymerase II. Gene Ontology annotation, molecular function: transcription coactivator activity; sequence-specific DNA binding. Gene Ontology annotation, cellular component: nucleus; core-binding factor complex. Bases 460 to 1026 code for a protein of 188 amino acids. The record is from RefSeq and is a predicted model, not a curated record.